AUGAAUGACCUGCGCAUGCAACAGUACUACAUGGACAAGAUUAAGAAGAACAUAAGUCAAAUAAAAAAGUCGAAGAACAUAAGUUUGACACAAAAUGUACACGAGGGAAACUUCAGCAUAAGUGAGAACUAUCCUACAAAUCUUAUCGAUGGUCAGCAGCACAAAUCAAACCAUACGAAGGACAUCCUUUUUAGCGGGAAUGGGGAUCAUGUCAGAAUUGGUUAUGAUAACGAUUUGAGAAGGAAGAAGCAGGUACCCUGGGAAAAACCGCCAAUUCACACUAAGUACAACGUCACGGGAGAUACAAAUUUUUACGAAAAUUAUGUCACUGAUUACAAUAAUGAACUGCACACAAAUGACCGCCUAUAUCAGUCACAUGGAUAUAGCAAUGGACAAAGCGGCUAUGUCCAUGAAAAUGUUAUAUGGGAUGGAAAAUUAAAACAAUACAAGACUAAGGUUACUUCGCCUAGUUUUCUGUACACCUCAAAUAACAUUGCGGUGGAAAAAGGAAAUGACAUCCAUGGCGGGAUAAUCGACACACACUGUUUCUAUAACUCCUGUGUAAACAACGCGAAGCUUAUAAGUCAACGAGAAGGUAAAAAAGUGGGGAGUAAUGUCAGUGCACCUUAUGGGAAAUCGGAACCUAAUAACAGAGAAAAACUGCACAUAGUUAGUAACACCCUGUGUAGGAACAAAAAUAAUGUUCAUGGAUUAUUAGAUGAAAACAUAUGCGCAACUAGCAGCUUUUCUUUUCCGAACUGUGUGAGAAAUGUUAGCACGACGUCCUCUUAUGAGAGAAGAGGCAGCUCAAAAAGUGGGAUCGAACAAAGGGGUUACGACUCGUAUGGGCAUCCCCAUCCCAGUGGGCACAUUCUCCGCACGAACUGUUCUAAUCAUAUAUUAGGGGGAAGCAAGAGAAACUACACAGGGAGUCUGCUCAACAAUGUUAUCAUGAAUAGGGACCAUUCCGGGCACAGUACAGCUCGUAGAGGCAUUUUCCGAGAAGCUUCCCUAGGAAGUUGUAUACGAAGAGACGAAAUUGACAGAGGAGUCUCAAAAGGUGGUGAAUUAAAAACAACUGUGUGCUUCCUAGGGGGAAUUAGCAAUUCUGAUAAGAGGAAGCAUCCCAAAGAAAACAAUGGGGAAUCGCUAAAAAGUGUUGUGCACUCUGGGGGCGGUAAAAUCCAUUUCUGCUUCCCACGACAUGAAGGUGUAGUAAAGGAAAGGUUAAAAAACCCCAUUGAAGUUAUGUAUAAAGAACGCAAGGUAAGUUCAAACCAAGAACACUGCAGCGAAAUGGAUCGGGUACAUUCCAUUGUGACUCCACAGGACAGAAGCGACGUCUUGAGGCAUAAAGAAGUUUCCAACCAUAGUAGCGGUGAUAAUGGUGGCAAUUUUCAAGGGGUGAACUCAUACCGAUGUUUAGGUGGCUUCUUUGCAAACAAGGAACGACAAUUUGUACCAAACAAGAAAAGCAUCUCGUCGACGCGGCUUCAGGAACCACAUGUUUUUUACCCUAAGAAGGUUAGUUCUCUGAAUGGGAACGCGGGUAUUAGAAAUAAACAAUGCGGGGAGUGCAGGAAAGAGGAGGGUGCCAUAGCGCCGAAUGGGUUGCGGUCGGGCACGCUAGGAGGGACUCCACAAAAAGGGGCCUCCCAAAAUGGGGAACCACAAAAAGGAGCUUCCCGAAAUGGAGCGUCAAAAAAAGAAGCGUCACAAAAUGGAGCCUCCCGAAACAGUGUGCUAGAGAAUAACCGAUAUUUUAUCAGCUCCUUUCGCGCAGUCGACCAAGGCGAAAUCGACGGGGGGAAUCAACAAUGCAUGAAAGAAAAGGACAACCACAAAAUGUACAGCCAAGAAGGGAAGAGGAACUGCCUUCAUUUCCCACUGCAAGGGAUAAGCAUCUGCAAGUCAAAAAGGGGGUAUAGCCAAAAUGAGACCUACGAAGGUGGAAAAGUAGGAAAGCAUAAAUUAGACAUUAUCCAAAGUGCGCCUAAGCAGAACGCCAUUUCACAUGUCGAAAAGGGAAAGGAUCAUUUCGAAGCGGCCGAGUCGAAUUCAGCCCCUAUGAGUAGGAAUAUUCCCAAAGGGGAGAAUUCUGUGGAUGACACUUCUUUCUCUACUUUGGGAACAAAUUACGGAAGUGAGAAAAGGUUAAAUAUGAAAGUGAUGGAUAACUCCACCCUGACUCAUCUUAACUGUAUUAAUAAAACCGAUCUGGUGUUGGGGGAAACAAAAUACGGUCAGGCAGCGAAUCACACCACGGUCCUCUACAAAGAGGCGAAUGCGAAGACGGUAGAAAAGAUAUGCAAUAUAAAUGGCAUGGGCAACUUAGACCGGGUGAUAGAGAGGUCCCCCUUGGUGGAAGAGGGCACUAAAGGCGAGGUGCCCCUGAACCCCCCAGCUAGAGGGGUACACGCCGAAGGGGUGCAAAAAUUAGAAAGAACAUGUACGGACUAUGAAGAAGGGUACUACAGUAGAAUAAAUAGAAAAGACACGUAUGAUGAAAAAGUGACAAACCAGAAGGACACCCUGUUGGAGAAUUCUAAAUAUGACGAAGAAGCUCAUGUUGAAGAGAACCACGAGGGGACGAAUGAAAGAAGUAACUUCAACUACAUCGAGGAUGAUAGUAUAAGCAGGGAGGAGAAGAAAAAACUGGAAAAGGAACUGUAUCUGUACUUUAGAAAGGAAGGGUUCUUAAGGCCAUCCUCUAAUUCGGUCCUGCAGGAUUCGGAAAAGGGGGAAAAGCACGAAAGGGACCAAUCGGGAGAACCCAGCGAAAAGGGCGAAAGGAACAAAGCCGAAGAAACGAGCAAGAAGGGCAAAAUGGACAAAGCCGAAAAAACGAGCGAAAAAAACGAACCGGAAGAAAACGACUCGACCCCCUUCCUCAAAGGGGUGAGAAAGAACUCAGGCGUCCACUCUAGCAACAGGAAGUCGUCCAUCACGGAGUACUCCCAAAUGGAUAAUUACGAUAUAUCGUCGAGUAGCGUGGACAUAUUUGACGACAAGGAGAUAAAAGAAGUUUUUGAGGAAGUGACCAUAAAUAGGAGUAUAAAAAGUAGCUUCUGCGUCAGUAGGGAUGAAUAUGAGGGGGCGAGGAAGGAGAGCAUGGAUCUAGGACGGGAGUACGCAGAGGGGGAGAUACAGGAUUCUGCCAGCGCCAAGGGGAGAAGGAAAAAAAGAAGAAAAAGAAGCCUCCCCAGUUUAGAACAUCUAUUUUGUAAGAAGAAAAAUGUGUUAUUCAUGGAGUUGUUACAAAGCAUGAAGGAGAAAAUGGAACAAAGAAAAGAAGAAUGGAACAACAAAGAGGAUGCGUUAGAAAGUAAACUAAAUCGGGUAAUGCUACCCACCUCUGAAAAGGAGAGAAAUUUAAUAGAUAAAAUAAUUUACUGUCUAGACCCAUCCUAUGUGAACAACACGGUGGAUGAAGCAGAUAAAUGGAGACAGAAGCUGAGCUACAUGCGUGAUAAGUUCCUUGAAUGCAUAUUAUGUGUGUCUUAUCCGACCCACCUUUGGAAUGAAGAAACGUUUGAAACUUAUUUGAAGUCUCUAAAUUUGAAUGCACUGUUUGACGACACGUUCAUAAAGUACGAAGGUGACCUGAAUAUUAAUUUAUUUCAUCGUGAUGAGGAACUCUUUUCGGACGUGGGAAAUAUUGGAGAGGGGGGAUUCGGGGUGGUAACAAAAAUGAGGUUCUUAUCGAAUCCGCAAUAUUAUGCAAUAAAGAAGAUAUCAAAGGAACACAUUAUAAAAUCUCAAGCAGCUGGACAAGCCUACUUAGAGGCCAAGUACCAUUCUGUUUUGAGUCACGUAAAUAUAAUUAAAAUGUAUGGAUGCAUGCAGGAUAAUGAUUUCAUUUACCAUGUAUUGGAAUUCUGUGCGAAGGGAAGUAUCUAUUCCAUAUCGAAGAAUUUUAAGAGAAGAAUCAUCCCUGAUGAGUUAGCGUAUAAAUAUUUCUGUCAUGUAGUGAAUGGAUUGUAUUACUUAAAUCAGAUGGGUAUUUUUCAUCGGGACAUAAAGAUGGAGAAUGUCUUGGUGGAUCACAUGGACAAUGCAAAACUGUCCGACUUUGGUUUGUCUGCCAUGAUUUUAGGAACAAGAAGUCAUUCUGCUUUGUGUGGAACGUUGGUUUACUUCUCUCCAGAAAUUACAAGUGGGUCUGGAUAUGACUGGAGGUCUGAUAUCUGGUCCUUGGGCGUCUUGCUUUACGAAAUGUUAGUUGGGGAUGUCCCAUUUGAUGGUACCAAAACGCAGAUAAUAAAUUCGAUAUUUUCAUGUAAUUUAAAGUUCCCAGAUUUUGUGAACCCAUUAGCGAUUAAUUUGAUAAAAAAAGCCUUGGUGGUAGAUGUGAAUAAGCGCCUCAAGCUGUGUGACAUAUCGUCUGACCCGUGGAUGCAGGAGAUGUGGAAACUGUCCUUUCAGAAGGGUCUGGCAGGGAAUACCGACUCCCGUUACAGCAGGAAGGAUGACAGUGGUGAUUUUAAUUUCAUAGGCUCCUUGAUAAAGGCUCAGUGCUUCUUAAAAAGUAGUCUCAACGCAUCGAUGAGUUACCCCAUUGGACGGGGCACGGUAGGGAAGAAGAACCAGGAGGGGGAGGAGCACAACGAGGAUGUCCCCACCGAGCGGGAGAACCAUAACGUGGAUGCAUUCAUAUUAGAGACUCAACAAAAAUUAGCAGAAUAUUUAAAAAUAGAAAAUUUUUACAUGAACGAGGAAAAUGUUUCCAGUUCGGAUGAUAUGAACUCUCACCAAUCGGAGGCGUCCUUUUCCUCAUUCAGCGACUCUUCCAGGGGUACGAAGCAGGAAGUGGUGGUGGGGAGACAACAAUGGAGUACUAGCGAUGUAGGGGAAGAUUCCCAGGGCAAUCGAUCUGCUGCGCUUCAAGUCGAAGCACAAACGGAUCUUUCUGGGACCCUCCAAGAGGGAAGUAGGACCACCUUCCUAUCAGGCGCCCCUCAUGAGGAUCUAUCCCUGGACAGUGAACGUGAUUGCAGCACUGAGUCGAUCCCCCUGGAGGGAAUCACUCCCGGGAGAAUCCACUCCAAGCAGAAGAGUAGUUGUUCGUAUGAAUCCAUUAUGCAGAACGGCGGCAGUAGUAACGAUGAUCCCUGUUUGAAGAGGCACAACUGGAAGACCCAAUCGGAGCAGUCCAACGCAACAGAAGAGGCCGAACUGGUUUAUUCGUCAGAGAGUUCAGGCCCCACUACAAAUCAGUAUGACCAUGUGCCUAGUGCGCCUUGUGUUGAGAGGAGGCGCAGCAAGGGGGAGUCAACAAGGGAGGACAUCGAAGGGGACGUUACACCGUCAGGUGAACCGGAAAGGGAUAACAUCGAAAGGGACGUUACACCAUCGGGGGAGUCAUCAAAGGAGGACAUCAACGGGGGAGUAACACCGAAGAAGGCGGAUGACACUCUGUCUGAGAAUACAAUUCGGGGUGAUCCUCACGAGGAUGGCCAUUUGUGUGAUAACAGUUGCAUGUCAAAUACGUCCCCAUUUUCGAACAGUCCACAAAGUAGGGAUAGAUUCUCCUCAGAGGUGGAAGAAAUAGUUCCAAAUAUGGUUGAUAUUGAGUCCCUUGAAAAGUUACUACGAAGGAGGGUAGACAAUGGAAGAAAGUGUCCAAGGAGAGUGCUUCCAAUUUAUGAGAGUAAGUAUACGAAUGGGGAGCGUAGUCCUGUGGAGAAAAAUUCCAUCAGUAUUGGACGAGGGGAAGCGAGAAAGGCUCUCCUUGACGAUGGAAAAAAGAACAGAGGGGGUGAAAACAGAGAGGAGGGACAUAACCCAACCACGCGUAGAAACAUUCAGCCGAGCCAAAAUUCGGAGAAAGUUACCCAAGUGGGAAACCAGCGCGAUGAGGGGAAGCAGCGUGAUUCGGGAAAUCUACCUAAAGUGCGCAAACUUCUCCAAGUGGACGAAAUGUACAUCCCAAUUUGUGUAAUCAAAAAAAAGGCGACGGAAUCAUCAGGAGAAAGUAACGGCGCCAAAAUAAAUCUUCAGGUGAAGGAUACCCUCGUGGGGGGUAGCAACAAGUCCAGCCUAAGAACUAAACAAUUAAGCGCUGAUGGGGGACGAGAACCACACGUUGUAGAGGCUCCUAGUAUAGAGUUGUCCGAUGACAAAGUAGAAUGUGCGAAGCGGUCGAGAAUUGAAAAAGGGGAAGAGAAGAACUCCAAAACGAAUAAUCUGUGUGAAGACACACGAAAGGGUGAAGUAGAAGAAAAAGGGAUAACCAAAUUUAAGACUACUUCAAAAAAGAAGAAAACUUCUGAAGCAGAAAAAAGGGAAGAUACACUAAUUAACAACAAGAGGGAAGAAAUGUUAGAAAAAAGAUCUACUGAUAAAUUAUACAAAAAAGAUCCUUUCCCUAGACGAAGUGGAGUUACCGACAGAAAGAAGAAUCCUCUUGCCAUGGGAAAAGACAAAACGGAUGACAAGGAACCACCCGCGAAGGAAAACAGACGAUCGCCUAGUUACCUCUGUGAUUUAGAUGGAACUAGCCUCUACGAUAAGUAUAUAGAAAAAAUAAACCAAUUAUAUCUCAGUAUAAAAAAUAAGAAGUACCUUAAUAAUGGUGAAAAUAGGAAGAGUCUAUUCGGCCAAGACGACCAAACAUCAGCUGCCAUGGAUUCUCUGGAGGAGGAACAUGAACAAGAGGACAUCCAAAAUGACAAAUUGGUGGAGAGUAACUAUCUGCAUGAUAACAACAGUUCUGUCGAAAUGAAGGAACGGUCCUCCACACUGGUGAAGGGAAAGAACGGAAGUGUGGACACUCAGCUGGAUAAGCAAAGGGAGGAAAGAUUGGAAGACAAUGCACUUAAUAAGAUGAAUCCUUUCCAUUUGAGAAGUUAUCCUGUCGAGACGGGAAGUAGCAAACUGACGGCGAGCAGACAAAUAGGGAGCGCCCAGAUGGGGAGCAGAAGGAAUGUACUGAAGGAAGAAAAAAAUGCUUAUCCGAGGAGGCAUGGAGAAAGGGUGCUAGAUGAAAAAUCCUUGGAUGAUAAGUUGGCCAAUAUAGAGAAGGAUGUGUCGGUGACCAUGUGUGGCAAGGAAAAGUAUCGCUCUUCGUAUACGUCCAGGAAGUUGAAAUCCUUUCUCGAACUGAAGAAAGAAAUUAUGAAUGACAACGUUCCUAACAUCAGGGGGAGGGUGACCCCCGAUUUUUUCUCCCCCGAGGGGAACGCCUUUAAUUCGAGCGGCACCGAUGGGGAAGAAAAAAGCAGCAGCGUUGGUGGUGUUAGCGGUGCAAGCGGUGCGAGCAGUGUCCGUGCUGGCGGCAGCCAGAAUGAGCGUGGCGGGCACCAGGCGGAGGAGAAUAAUCCCACUUGGUAUUACGAAAGGCAAAAUGCAUUCAGCUUCUCUAAUUCGGAUUACGCAAGUGAUAAGUUCUUUUAUAGGAGGUACAAGCAGAACAGAACAAUCCAUUUAGAUACCUCCGAAUUGGGGAAGCGAGAAGAGGGGAGUUUUAAGGUGGUAAAGGGUCGCGCCAUGGGUGCAUGCGCAGAUGAGCAAGGGGUCCAGAGCGCAACGGAUGCAGAGUUUACACAGGACGACGAGUUUUCAGAGAAGGCACUUCAUGCAGAGCAGGGUGAAACCCCCACAGUCAUUACCCAUCCAGACGGGAAAACACAGUAUGUGCUUAACCACAAUGGGAAAUACCAGCGAGCAAAGAGCACCAACAUGGCAGUGAAGAAAAGGAACACCCAGAGUGGAGAAUCCGCUAGACAGAUUUCCUUUAACAACAAAGUGACCUUCAUGGCUCUUCAGAAUGAUGGCGCCGUUGGGAGAACGUUCAGCGUGCAGGAGUGCAGUGAGGAGGAGGAGAAGCAGGAGAAAGAGAAGAGGAAAGAGCAGCAGAAGGAGCAGAAGAAAGAUCAGGAGAGGAAGGAGCAGGAGAAGAAAUCCACUCAGGGUGGAGCCACAAUCCUGGGUUGGCAAAAAAAAGGGCCAAAGGAAAUAUCCAACCUGGAGUUAAUAUCAAAGAUUCGACAGAAAAAUAAGAUCAACCUGUUGGAUAAGGUGAAAAAGGACAAGUGUGUCUCUAAUGUAGGCAAAAGGAGAGUAGAGAGAAUGGUUAGUUCCGGAAGCAUGAACAGGAGUUUAUCAGAGGUAGCCGUUAGCUCCGAAUCGGUUGGCAAGACUUCCUACACGGGACGAAGUGAUCUGCUUAAGAAAGGUUCUUCCAACAUCGGAAAACUGAGGGAUUUAUCCCAGAACUGCAAAGGCAGCGGCAACCGGGUGCAUAGUAAGAGUGGAGUUCCACACCCAAGUAGGAGAAAUAAUUCGAUAAGAAAUGAUUCAAUUGAGAAGAAGCACUCGUUGGAAAAGGAAGUCAUGCCGAAAGGAAGCAAGGGGGUCAGGCCUACGGGAACACCCGCGAAGCGUGUAGAAAGCAGAAGUGGUAGUAGCAUGAGAAGCGGGGUACAUAAGUUAGACAGUAUAAAUAGUAUCCCUUCCAAAAGUGAAGAGAAUAAAAAGAACAUGAUCCAAAUAGCUCCCAGGAGGCUGAAUAGCAGUAGCACUGUGUUAAGCAAAUCGAGGGAAAAUAAAAGCUCCAGUGUAGAAAAGAGGAGAAAACCAUACGAUGACAAAACGGAAAGGAGGAUCAACAAAGGAGUAUCUCCACUGAGAAGUGGAAAAACUCCUUGCCUGAAGGAGGUGAUGACGGAAGAAAAGACCGAAGGAAUGGGUAGCUGUUAUUUGAAAAAAGGAGGGAGCAGUAGUAGGAGGAAUGGAUCAGAAAAUUUUUUCUCUGAGAAGAAGGAUAAAUCGAAGGAGGUAAUACCAAACGGGUGUGUUCAAAAUGAUAGCAAGAGUAGAAGCCAAGAGGAGACCAUCACCGUAACGAAUGAAGAAUCGUCUGAUGUGCCGCCAACCAAUUCGGUGCAAACGACAGAAGAACAAGUUAGUCUCACCCAACACAGGACAAAAAACGGUGCUUACUCCAUGCACAAUGGUAAAAAAAUGAUAUUAGGAAAUAAUUUAAAGGACGCAAGGAUAAAGCAGUAUCUGAAGAUCAAACUACAAAAGAUUAAGAAGGAGAAUGAGUACGCCUCACCGUUGGGGGGGAAAACGGAGGGUGGUCACAAAGAGGAAAGCCUUGGACAGAAUAGUCACACACAGGGAAGCCACACACGGGAAAGCCUCACACAAAAGAGCCCCGCACAGCAAAACCUCAGACAGCAAACCAUCUCCCAUUCCCCCACUAAUCAGUAUGAUUCCUUUGAGGGGUACACAAAUUUGAGUACCAGUGAGGGGAAGAAAAUCUCCUUCUGCACGACUAAUGAGGUCAGGAGGUCAAUAAGUGAAAUUCCCUUCAACUGCUGCGUCAAGCGUUAUUUUCAGAGCGGAUCAAAUGGGGAGAUAAAAACGGGGAGGAUUUCACCUAAGGAGAGUAGUCCAAGCAGCCACUUCGAAGAGGAUCCAACGUGGGACAGGAGUAACCUAUCUCAAAGCAAGAAAGAAAGUGUCUACCCUCGUGUCUACUCUCGUGUCUACUCCCGGUGUAGAAGCGAAGCAGUAGGGGAAUGCAACUUGACGACCGGCCUAGAUGGUGACCUUUUGCACAUCGAUAGGGUGAGAAGAGAAAGAAGUAAUGGAGAAGCCGAAAAAGAGAGAGCACUUCUUACGGAUAAUAGGAAGGAAAAACAUCUCAAAAGUGGAAUAAUGAAAGGGUCAAGUAAUGUGGGGAACAGUACGAACGUCCAACUUCAACCCAUUAACGAUGCAGCGAAGAGGCAAAAAACGACCGCACAGAUUUACUCACACAGGGAUGUCAAUCUCAAGAAUGUGAAGAGUAAGAUAGACACCAACAUAUAUAGGAAGGAGAAAAAUGGAACAGAAAAUGUUGACUUGAAGUAUAGAAGCGCUGCACAAACGGAAUCUAAUGAAUGGGGAGAAAAGGGCAAUCCCAAUCGUAUGUUAAAAGGAAAGCAGCACAUGAAUACAUACCAAGCCUCCUCCGCUUUAUCAAUAAGUCCCAACGAAAGGAAAAGGAACAGUCUGAUUCGUAAUCCCGCAUUAGGCGUAAGGAAUGUGGCCACAUUAGAGAGGCUCAAUUCCGGGAAGUCAGAUGCACAUUGUUCUAAUUCUAGAAACAAGAGUAGCGCGAAGGAAAGGGAGUAUCCUUACCAAGAGGAAGGAGGUAAACCAAUGAAAAGAUUCGACAGUCCAUUAUUUGACGCAGACUAUGAACAAGAGUUGCAAAACAAGUUGCUACUGCUGAAUAAGAGGAGCCUUUGUGGGGCAAUCGAUCAUCAAAGAGAGAAUUAUGGAAAGGAUCAAGUGAAGAGUUAUUCCAAGAAAGAGGGAAAUCACAUCAUCUAUGAGGGUGCUACAAAUAGUGGUAUGCAUGGUCAGAGUGGACACACGUUGCACAGGGACUGCCAAAACGGAAUUCAUCUCAUCAAUGGUGGAAGCAGUGAGAAGGACCGAAGCUGCAAUUGGGGUUUUUCCAUCCCCAUAUGUGCAUCCAGCAGUAAUGGGAAGAGUGCGAUGAAGGGGCAGUUAAUACGAAUGAAAUCCAACUGCAGGAGUGACACCCCUCGCAGUGAAGCAAAUUGUCUUAAUGACAUGGGAAUGUCAACAUCUGGCUGGAAAAAGUGCAAUGUGCUCGGAAGCUGCCCUGUGGAGGAGAACGGAUCAAACUUUUUAGCAGAACCGGAGAAGAGGCACUACUCCAUGGACGUGGAGAGAGCUGGGAAGAGGGAGGUACAGGGCAACUAUUCCGAUUCGUUCGAUGAUCAUGAGAGGGAUGUUAUAUCAGGGCACAGCAUAAAAAAAAACCCUGUUAAUAAGUUAUCUUCCAUCAUUUUUAGCUCAUCUGUGAAAGAAUGUGUGGAAGGUAGCUCCAGUGGAAAGAGAAAAUGGGGAACACCCCCAAAAGGGGUGGUUACUAAGACGGAAUCACUUCAGAUGUUGCGUCCUCCCCAUGGUAGAAGUGGAUCCAGAGUGGGAAAUAAUUACCAAACGAAGGAGGCUCUUAAGCGAAAUAUCAGCUGCGGAGAUUGGCCCAUCAUGCAGUUUGUGAAUGCUCGAGGGACAGAUACAGAAUCUUCCGACGUAGCAGAUGUGGAUAAAGCACUCCUUUGUGGGAGGAAAAGAAACGAAGUGGCCAACUUGAAGAGAAGCAAUAUAAACACAGACCUUUAUAUGAAGGGCCAAAAUAAAAGCAGCAGUAGGGAUGCUACAAAAGGGACUCAACCCGUGUCCACAUCGAAGAUGCAGAAGAGUGCACAGGUGUACAUUGCUAAGAGGUUCAAUUCAGGUACUCCUUUUCUGUCUCGUCCGUCCACCUCAACUUCUUUACAUAAGGGGGGGGAACAAAUUGGCACGAGUGCCCCACAGCAAGUCAAUGGAGGAAUAAUGAACAAAAAUAGAAAUAUCGUAUAUGGGAGAAAACACACAUUAGCACAGAAGGAUAGCAUUAAAAAGAAUCCAUCCAAUUCGGGUUCGACAAAAUUGUUCAGCUCAAGCGAUAAGUGGAUCUUAACUCCCGAGAUGGGUUCUACUGGGAUCGAAAGUAGUGCUAACUGCUUUGCGAAGAAAGUUGUGCUAGAUGAGGACCAAAGCGGGUGGUACACUGCAAACUGUGGCAAAACCGCAUUUUUUAGUAAGGCUAAUACGGACGCCACGAGCAGAAGCAGAGAAGGUUUACAAGCCAAAUCGGCUUCCAAUUGUGUCUACAUGGAUGGCAUGAGAAGAAAUAAUACUGCACAGGUACUGCCAUCCCGUGUAGUAAAUGUGGCCGAUAAGAAUCCCACAGGGUGUUUCCUCUACAAGGGCUAUUUUCCCAAACAGGAGUUAAAAAGUGCCCAUGGAGGUAGUCGGCAUGGUGGGGUUAAAGGUACAUACGAACGUGUUGAAGUGAACCAUAGCUCUGUGGAUACACGUCAGCAAAGAAACGGAAGCGCCAUGUCGACGAAACGCAUGGGAAGUAAAACUAGUUUGGAUAUAAAACCACAUACGAGAGUAAUGGCAAAGGGGGUAAUGUAG
Plasmodium inui San Antonio 1 is the source of this 11994-nucleotide messenger RNA. RefSeq names its product serine/threonine protein kinase. Gene Ontology annotation, cellular component: spindle midzone; chromosome passenger complex; spindle pole centrosome. Lineage: Eukaryota; Apicomplexa; Aconoidasida; Haemosporida; Plasmodiidae. Bases 1 to 11994 code for a protein of 3997 amino acids. The transcript has a single exon. Gene Ontology annotation, biological process: regulation of cytokinesis; mitotic spindle organization; protein phosphorylation. Gene Ontology annotation, molecular function: protein kinase activity; ATP binding. The record is from RefSeq and is a predicted model, not a curated record.